AUGUCUGCUUCAUGGACUUCCAUCCUCAAUGACCUCAACAGAGACGUUGCGAGAGACCAACCUAAAGAUGUCAUUCAAUGGGGAGCUGACUGGUUCCAGAACAAGCUUCGACAAGAGCGACAAGGUCCACAACAAUCUCUUUCAGCUCCACCAACGGGACGUAAAGGUCCACCUGGAUCAUUAGCUUUCAACGCUCCUGGAUUAUCUUCACCUGCCCCUCACGCUUUAUCACCUUUCUCAGAGCAAGGGCCUUCUGAUUCACCUUUCGGAUCCGGUGGUCCAAGAAGAGCUACAGUACCUCAAGGGUCGUCAGGAUUGCAACAACAACAUAUAUUCUAUCCUCCGUUCGGUUCUCCUUCAGGCGGUGUCGGAGGUGAUUCGAGUCCAUUCAGUGAACAAUCAUCCUCAUUCCCUCCUUCCUCCAACAACUUCAACGAUGGACCCCAAUUCAACCAAUCUCCAUUCGGUGGUUUCUCUAACAACAACAUAGCUGAAGAAGGAGAUCAACAUGAUGAACCCCCUAUCCCAUCUUACGCUUUAGGUAGAAGAACUUCAGUCUCAGCUGAAUCUUUAGUACCCACUAAUCAUAGAUCUUUCCAACCUUCAGGUGGACUAGAAUCUACCAUGGAAGAAGAUGAGACUACUCCAAACCCAAAUUCAGGAAGUGCAAGUAACAUGCCUUCAUUCCCUAAAACAGAUGAACAAAUGAACAGGAUCAAGCAAGCUAUUAAACCAAAUUUCUUGUUCAGAAAUUUAGAUGAGGAUCAAGAAGUAGAUGUCUUGGCUGCUAUGAAAGAAGUCACGAUCGCCGCAGGUGAAAUGAUCAUCGAACAAGGUGCAGCAGGUGAUUAUUUCUAUAUCGUCGAAAAUGGUACAUUAGAUGUUUUCGUUAAGAAAGAUGGUCAAGUCAUCGAUCCUGAAAAAGGUGAUAGACCACUACUCGGUAAAAAGGUUGCUUCAUGUAAAGAAGGUAGCUCCUUCGGUGAACUUGCUUUAAUGCACAACGCCCCUCGAGCCGCUUCUAUCCUCUCUAUUACUCCUUGUACAUUGUGGGCUCUUGACCGAGUCUCAUUCAGGACUAUCUUACUUGACCACACUUCCCGAAAGAGAAGACUCUAUGAAUCUUUCUUAUCUGAAGUACAGAUUCUCGCUUCCCUCCAACCUCACGAGCGCGCCAAGAUUGCCGAUGUACUUGAGUCCCGAACUUUCAGCGAAGGCGAAGACGUUAUCAAACAAGGAGAAGCAGGUGAUGAUUUCUUCCUGAUCGAAAGUGGAUCUGCUGUUGCCAUCAAAAAGGGUGAUGAUGGUAGAGAAAGUGUAGUGAAGAGAUUAGUCAAAGGAGAUUACUUCGGGGAACUUGCUUUACUUAAUAGACAAACUCGAGCUGCAACAGUCAGAGCCGAGGGACCGGAUAACUUGAAAGUAGCAGCUUUGGGUGAACAAGCUUUCACAAGACUUUUAGGUCCGGUGAAAGAUAUCAUGGCUAGAUCAGUCAGUGAACGAUAUGGAUUCUCAACCGGUAGAGGAUCUGUAUAA
Kwoniella shivajii is the source of this 1536-nucleotide messenger RNA. RefSeq lists its product as uncharacterized. The record is from RefSeq and is a predicted model, not a curated record. Gene Ontology annotation, cellular component: nucleus; cAMP-dependent protein kinase complex. The coding region runs from base 1 to 1536 and encodes 511 amino acids. The transcript has 5 exons. NCBI's taxonomy places the organism in Eukaryota, Fungi, Basidiomycota, Tremellomycetes, Tremellales, Cryptococcaceae. Gene Ontology annotation, molecular function: cAMP-dependent protein kinase inhibitor activity; cAMP binding; protein kinase A catalytic subunit binding. Gene Ontology annotation, biological process: negative regulation of cAMP-dependent protein kinase activity.